AUGGCCAUGCCCAUGAGUAGUGAUCCCGCAGCUAGGAAACGAGUUGGCUCAGUCGUUCUUCUUGUGGAAGCUGCAUACAAGAGUACAAGGGGUAAGGAGUUCCAGGUUUGGGGAAGAGGUGAGCACAAGGACCAGACAGAAUGCCUCCAAGAAGUUGGUUCACCACUCCAGAAAGAAAUAGAACACAUUGAUACCAAGGAAGAAGAUCAUGACCUAUUCAGCGAAGGAGAAGAGACUGACUCAAACAUCUCAAAGACACAAGAAGGAAGAGUUCACUCUUCAAUACAAGAAGAUCAUGGAAGCUCCAGCAGGAUGGAUGCCGAAAGAGCUACCAGUAGACAGUCGAGUCUAGCUAAUGACAGUCAUCAAGUGUAUCAAUAUCAGAUGGGUGAGGAGAAGAUCUUGACUUCGGAACAUAAUGGCUCCAUGUACAGUGUCUUUGAGGAAAGAACUUCAAUGACUGAACAAAGAGAAGAGAUCGAUGAUAGUUGGUCGCUCAACGAGACAAGACCUUUCAUCCGAACACCCGAUGUAAGUCUUAGUAGGUCUUAUUCGCAUCAUGAAGAUCACGUAGAAGAGAUCGAUGAUGGUUCGUCGCUCAACAAGACAAGCGCUUCAAUCCGGACACCCGAUGUACGUCUUAGUAGGUCUUAUUCGCACCAUGAAGACCAAGUAGAAGAGAUCGAUGAUGGUUCGUCGCUCAACGAGACAAGACCUUCCAUCCGGACAUCCGAUGUAAGUCUUAGUAAGUCUUAUUCGCACCAUCAAGAUCAAGUAGAAGAGAACAGCGAUGGUUGGUUGCCCUUUGAUACAAAUCCUUCCCUCCAGACUCCAGGACGAUCCGGCGAGAGGCCUUACUCAUGCCAUCAUUGCGGGAAGAGAUUUGCCAGCAAACAAGCCGUCAACAGCCAUAUGCAGUUCCACAAACCGUAUCAUUGCCCAAAGUGUAAUAAGGGAUACUAUGCAAAGGAAGAGUUGGCAGAACACAUGGACACUCACAAUUCGGCGCAUGCUCCGAAGAUAAUGUACCAUUGUACCUACAUGGACUGCGAUAAGGAGUUUCCCACCCACCAAGAGAAGCUAAAUUUCAUUGCGCUGAGUGCGACGAAGGUUUUUUCGAGAGGGUCACUUUGCUAG
This is a messenger RNA of Strongylocentrotus purpuratus (purple sea urchin), 1137 nucleotides long. RefSeq names its product RB-associated KRAB zinc finger protein-like. NCBI's taxonomy places the organism in Eukaryota, Metazoa, Echinodermata, Echinoidea, Camarodonta, Strongylocentrotidae. Gene Ontology annotation, biological process: regulation of transcription by RNA polymerase II. Bases 1 to 1137 code for a protein of 378 amino acids. Gene Ontology annotation, cellular component: nucleus. The record is from RefSeq and is a predicted model, not a curated record. The transcript has 5 exons. Gene Ontology annotation, molecular function: RNA polymerase II transcription regulatory region sequence-specific DNA binding; DNA-binding transcription factor activity, RNA polymerase II-specific.